AUGUUAUCGGGUGUGACAGUGUUGGAGUUGUCAGCGGUCGGCCAAGACGCAAACUUGACACUAACGCAAGUUUCCAAGGUGCUCGGCGUGGCUCGACAGGUGCGGCAGGUGUCAUGGUGCGUGAUGGUGGUGGUGGUGAGCGACGACCUCGCCUUCCUUGCCGCCUUCGCCCAGUGGUCACUCAAGGGCCGCCUCCUGGUGUGGUCGACUAGGCUCCUGGUCGUCACCAGACUCCCCCUCCAUCACCUGCAGGUCCUCCACACACUGCUCUCCAUGACCAACUCCAUGCUGCUCGUUGUGGAAAAUGACUCGAAAAGUCAACGGUGCAGUGUGUACAUCCAGCUGCCGUACAGCCCCAGGGGAGCCCAGGCGCUGAAGGUGGCCUCCUGGACGCCCCACCAAGACCUAGCCCUCACCUCCAGUCUCCCGCUCUUCCCAGACAAGUUCUCCAGACUCCUUCAUCACCCGACGUUAGUAGUGGCAGGGGAGGUGUACCCGGGUCAGACGGAGGAGCUGGUCGACUACCCUGGCGCGCCUGAUGGCAAGAGGCUGGUCUUCAGGGGGCCCGCAGCGAGCGUCCUCGACUACCUUGCUCAAGCUAUCAACUUUUCAUUAAAAGAAAGACUUAAACCACUAAAAACACUAACUGAUUACAUAAUUCCAUUUAAUAAAAAAUUAUUUACGCAAUGUUCUAAUGAGUUUCAAAAUACUGUUUUGAAAAAAGGCAGUUUUCGAGACAUAAUCCAUAGCGAUAACAUUUACUAUUUUGUUUUUUGCGUAUUGAUAAAAAAAAGUCUUUCCGUAUCACCGCAGGAAGCAGAUAUCACGUUAGGUCCCUUCGCUGUGAGUUUCAGUCGUCUUGAAGUUAUCGACUUCUCGUGGCCAAUACACAUUGGAUUGUCGAAGAUCCUGGGAGGUCGAGGGCGACCGGUGGUGGACCCGUGGGGCUUCUUGUUUCCCUUCACGCCCCUGGUGUGGGCGGCCAUCCUGACCACGCUGCUGGUGAUGUCUCUGACAGUGUUUCUUUUAAGCUCCUGCUCCUCUCAUGAGAUCGCUGAUGCACAUCUUUGGUUUUCAAAAGCCUUCAACUAUAUUCGCGUAUUAUUACAACAGGACUUGAGCAGAUCGGAUGAGUGGUGGUGGGAGAAGAUGGUGAUGCUGGUGUGGAUGAUGGUGAUGCUGGUACUAUCACGGAGCUACUCGGGCAACCUCUUGGCUCUCCUGGCCGUCAGAUACAUUCCUCAUCCCUACCAGACCCUCGAAGACGUUGUGCACGACCCCUCAGUCAAAAUGAUAUGGAAAGCUAACACCAUAUAUGAAAACUAUUUUCGAACGUCAACGUCGGGCAUCUACCGCAAGGUUGGAGACCUGGAGACUAGGGCGCGGGUUGUCCGGAGACCACACUUGCAGAUCCUGGCUGCCCUCGAUACCCUGGUCAGGAGCGGAGACCAAGUCCUCCUCGACAAUGACGCCAGUCUCAUCAACCUUAUGGUUGAGGAUUUCCUGCGCACAGAUACGUGUGAUUUCUACAAGUCUAGGGAAGGGUACUUUGCCUUCCCAUACUCGCUCGUCCUGCAGAAGGACAGUCCUCUUCUUCCUAGUGUCAACAAAAGAGUGCUGGACCUGAUGGAGGCCGGCUUCUACCUAUACUGGACCGGGGAGUCUGGCACCAGCGCCUCACCCUGUGCCUACCCGCCUUCAAGGGUCACUGUCAACACGGCCCUCGCAGUUUCUGACCUCUGGGGUAUGUUCCUAAUGCUGCUUGGUGGCCACGUCGUGGGUCUGCUGGCGCUGCUGCUGGAGCCUGUCUCCACCCGGAUAUAA
Procambarus clarkii (red swamp crayfish) is the source of this 1824-nucleotide messenger RNA. The record is from RefSeq and is a predicted model, not a curated record. NCBI's taxonomy places the organism in Eukaryota, Metazoa, Arthropoda, Malacostraca, Decapoda, Cambaridae.